AUGGUGAAGGACACUCGGCUCUACGAUGUCCUAGGAGUGCAGCCGGGUGUGUCUGCUGCGGAACUCAAGAAAUCAUACAAACUGGCGGCACUACGGUACCACCCAGACAAGAAUGGACACAGCGAGGCGUCGAAACAACGGUUUCAACAGAUAGCGGAUGCGUACCGGGUGCUCGGAGAUGAGCGGCUGCGGAAGAUCUAUGACCGGUACGGGACCGUGGACGAGGGGGAGGUGGCGGCGAUGGCGGCCGCGGAGCGGCGGCACGCGGGGGGGAUAACGCCAGGUGAUCUCUUUGCUCACUUCUUCGGAGACGGGCAGGGCCUGGGGUCGUUUGCAAUAUUUGGAGAGAGCGGGGCAUCAAGCGCGCGCUGCAGCAGGGUGUCGCGCGGACCGGAUAUUAAACACAAGCUGCGCUGUACAUUGGAAGAGUUGUACGGCGGUAAAGUUGUGCGCUUGGCCUUGACACGCACGCGGCUCUGCACUUUGUGCGCGGGGCGCGGAGGGUCUCGGGCAAGCACGUGUACGGCUUGCUCAGGUCAGGGUAUCUGCUCCCAGACCAAGCGGCAGGGCUCACUUGUGCAGACAUGGAGCUCCACGUGCCGCGUCUGCAGCGGCUCCGGCACCAUCGUCAAGGACUGCGACACAUGCACCUCUUGCGGCGGAGCGGGCUAUCUGCGCGAGCGGAAGGUGUUCGAGGUGGAGAUCCGGCCGGGCAUGCGCGCUGGGUCGGAGGUGGUAUUCCCAGGCGAGGCAGAUGAAGUCGUUAACACGCCAUACGGUAAGGAGCAGGUACUCCCGGGCGACCUCGCGAUCACUAUUGAGGAGGCGACCCCUGCUACACGCUACCAGUGCCGUGGAGACGCGAAUCUCCUACUCACAGAGUUGCAUGUCGACCUCCGCACAAGCCUCUGCGGAGGCACUGUCUACAUCGAAGACCAUCCUAGCGGAAAGCUCAUUCAACUUGAAAUUAUUCCGGGCGAGUUGCUCGAGCCGGGCGCCAUCAAAUGCAUCGAGCAUCUGGGUAUGCCACAUCCUGAUGAUCCCUCGCAGUACGGCCACCUUUUUAUUAAGUUCCAUGUUGACUUUCCGAAGACCCUAGCGGAUAGCACCAUCACGGCAAUUGCACAGGCGCUUGAUGCAGAUACAAACGUCCGGACGCGUACACCUCCUGCUGCCGCAGACGGUUGCGAGGAGCAUGUCCUCAGCAACUUCCAUCACGACUUAGAUACACCGAAACGGCACAUUCAUAAUUCGACGAUGCGCAGGCACAAAAGGUCCCGUUUAGCUACUAGCUCUCGAAGCGCGCAAGAGGACACAGAAGAUGAAGACAAUGAUUGCAUAUGCAGUGGCGGGCUCUAUACCGACAAUCAGCAGGACGAUUUCAUGAUGGGGCGCGCGACUGCUGCGAACUGA
Molecule: messenger RNA, 1413 nt
Organism: Eremothecium gossypii ATCC 10895
Lineage: Eukaryota; Fungi; Ascomycota; Saccharomycetes; Saccharomycetales; Saccharomycetaceae
Gene: APJ1
Product: Apj1p
Exons: 1
Coding region: 1-1413 (470 amino acids)
Biological process (GO): protein refolding
Cellular component (GO): cytoplasm; nucleus; cytosol
Molecular function (GO): Hsp70 protein binding
Source: RefSeq, marked provisional